This is a messenger RNA of Amphibalanus amphitrite, 3224 nucleotides long. Its product is annotated as AT-rich interactive domain-containing protein 3C-like. Gene Ontology annotation, biological process: regulation of transcription by RNA polymerase II. Gene Ontology annotation, molecular function: DNA binding. Gene Ontology annotation, cellular component: nucleus. Bases 478 to 2304 code for a protein of 608 amino acids. The transcript is spliced from 11 exons. The record is from RefSeq and is a predicted model, not a curated record. Lineage: Eukaryota; Metazoa; Arthropoda; Thecostraca; Balanomorpha; Balanidae.
CACUGAAUGCAAGUUUUACCUUUCCACAACCGUCCGAUAAAGCUACAUGAGGAUUUACUGAACUCAUAUCGUCACUCCCCUGAAGCACAAACCGUUGGGUUGUGCGAAAGAAUACAAUGGUAAUACUCCACUCUCUCCUCAAUAUAGUUGGCUCUGAUCACGCAAGCACGCUCGAUUCAGGGCAGCCCCACCCUGGGGCGGCCGAAUUCCCCUGAAUAUGAGCAAGAUAUCGGAAUGAUCGCACAGGCACCGGCGAGGGCGGCCUCUGAUUGGCUGAUGGCGGCCGGAUCCCUCCUAGACGGCCUGUGAUUGGUCGAGGGCCGGCGGUCGGCCGCCGCCAGCCGCGGCCGAGCUCAGUGUUCAACAUACGUUGGGGAGGAGAGGAUCGCUCACGUGCACGCGAGACCUCCGAUCACCCUCGACCGCCACGACCAGCACGCACGUGCGCCACGUGAUUCAGAGACUGCACGAGAGUGAAUGCCCGCGGCACGUGGGAUGUACGACGUGGCAGUGCGAGGACCUACCGUGACCAUGGAAGAGACGGAAACGCCGGCAGAAGUGGUCAAGAGCGGUGUGAUGACCAGCUCCGCCUGGGGUGCUGCCGCCGAGCAGUACCGGCAGCUGCUGCAGCACCAGCACCAUCAGCACCAGCACCGGGGCGGAGACGAUGAGGGCGCGGUUUCGGACGCCGAUUCGGCCCCGUCGCGCGGCCAGUCUCCCCUGGAAGGAGGAUCUGACGCGGAGACCAAUCACAGACCGAUCAGACAUCAGUCUCCGGAGCACGGUGUGCUGGAGAAGCUCAAACGACAGGUGGCCAGCGUCUCACAAGCACAUACGAUGGAUACGAGCGACGAGUCUUCCGACUACCGGCUCCAAGAUGGCAUGAUGUCUCGCGCGUCGGCCGAUCCGUCGUCGCUGCCGCGCCACCGUCUGUCGCCGCAGUCGCUGCUGGCCGCCUCCAUGGCCAGCAACCCGCCGUCGCUGGUGCCGCUGCCCGGCCUCGGCGGUCUGGCUGGCUACGGCGGCGCUGCCGGCCGGGCCAGCAGCGCGUCGCCGCCGGCCCGCGAGGCGGCUAGCCCGCCGAACAGCUCGUCGGGCCACUCGCCUCGCCAGCCGGCCGCCGCCACCGGCACGGGGAACACGCAGGCACCGUGGAACUACGAGGAACAGUUCAAACAGUUGUACGAGAUCGACGAAAACCCCAAGCGCAAGGAGUUUCUGGACGAGUUGUUCCGGUUCAUGCAGGAAAGAGGGACUCCGAUCAAUCGCCUGCCAAUCAUGGCCAAGCAAGUUCUGGAUAUGUAUGAGCUCUACAACCUCGUGGUGGCACGCGGCGGCUUGGUAGAAGUCAUCAACAAGAAACUGUGGCAGGAGAUCAUCAAGGGCCUGAAGUUGCCCUCCUCCAUCACAUCAGCUGCAUUCACUCUCAGAACACAGUACAUGAAGUACCUGUACCCCCUGGAGUGUCAGAAGGAGGGUCUGAGCAGUCCUGCCGACCUCCAGGCGGCCAUCGACGGCAACCGACGGGAGGGUCGACGGGGAGGCUACAGCGCCGCCUCUUACGCCGACUUCUCUCAGCGUGCUCCACUCCUCGCCAGUCCCAUGGCUCCGUCGUUCGGUCUCGGUAACGGGAUGCCGAUGCCGACAUCGCUGCACCAGCAGGGUCUGUCUCCGCUGUCACUGGUCACCAGUCGGCCGGCCGCGCCCGGAUCCAACGGACCCGCCGGACACCCCAUGCCGCCCAGUUCGCCGUUCCUGCCGGCCAUGGGUGGUCCAGUGAUGCCGUCAGCCAACGAUACGCUGAUGACGCUCUGGAGCCUCUACAACCGCCAGCAGCAGCAGCAACAACAACAGCAGCAGCAGCAGCAGCACCGUGUUCACUCUCCUCCUCAGCACCGGAAGCCGGAGGUUGUACCACACCGGAAGCUGCAGAGUGCCAGCCCCGCGCCACAGAGCGAGGCGCUCAACUUGGGCGUCCGAGACACAGCUAGGGACGAGAUGGACCGUCAGAUGAGCCGUCACGGGGCCCGAGAGCACCCUCACGACAACCACCUGAACAUGGACAAGGAGCACGACUGGGACAGGCACCUGCCCAUCAAACGGGAGAGCCAAGAGACUGUGUCACCGCCUCCGCUGCACAAGAGGCCUCGGCUGCCGGAGCCCGAGCGGCAGACCGCCGCCUUCCCGCACACCAAGAUGAGCAUCUCCACUAAGGGCGACAGCAGCAUAGUUGUGAGCAUGGAGCUGAACGGCGUCGGCUACCAGGGAGUGUUGUUCGCCCAGCCGCGGACUGCCAGCGUGUAGCGGCUCACAUAGCAACAGCGCCAUCUAGAGCUUACCGACACAAGUAUUAGUGCGCCGGUCACCACCAGGUGUCGCUAGGCGCUAACAGUAGAGGAGAAUGAAGAUCUCAUAAAAAGUGGUGGCCGCGGUGGCUGAGUGAACGUGACCACGCGUGGAGACAUCUGUGGGUUGUUUUGCUUCGAUCCAGAGAGAACCGUUGUUGAGGGCUUCGAGCGCCCGUUUUUCCCGUCAAAGCUAUUCGGGCGUGUUUAAUUUUAAGUGGGAAUCCUUGUGGUUUUGUUGGUGUUUCAAAUGAGUUGUCUUGUUAUGCAUUGGCUGAGUUUCAUCUCUCGAUACCACGACCGAAACAAGAGCAUCCUUUUUCUCAGGGAUUGAAUAGCAGCCCUGACAUGCGUGGUUUAUGGAAUAGGAUAGAGGUUAUGAAUUUGUUCGAGAUGAAAGAUAUGCAUUGGAUGGUUUCAAUCGAUCGGCUUUGAAUUGGUUGACCUGUUGGGCAAUGCGGCUGCUCGCAUUGCUGUCAAUUUCUGAAGCACCAGUUGCUUGCUUGUAUGUUUCAGUCAAAAUCAAUCAAAUUUGCUGUAUUAUUUCAUGGUGUCCAUGAAUUAUCUAUUGUGAUGAAUGCUACUUAGUGUAAUUCCUGAUCUUCCAAAUACCUACCUAAUCCCCACUUCUUUUGACGUUAUCACAUACCACAUACUUGAGUGCUAAAAAUGCCCAUUUCGAGUCUCUUUUCCUGUUUCCUCCCGUAGCUAAUGACAAUCAUUAGUCACUACAAAUAUCCUGUCCGUUGUUUGAAAACGAACAAUGUCCUGUUGUAAGCCCUAGAAAUCAACGCUCCAUGCGACAUAGAACUGUUUAUGUGGAGGUUUUUGUGAUUGGUGUUCCCUGUAAAGCCCGGACACAAUAUACAUGUGUUUCCA